AUGGCUUAUUCGCUCCCGAAUCAUAAUCGUCAAUCACCGUCAUCUCCGUUUGAAGGCCAGCAUCUUAUCCAUCAAUACCCGUCUGCCCAUCCACAGGGCCUCGUGUACCCGAUACAAUCCAUGGGCCAUUAUCCCGGUCCAAAUUCUGGUGGGAAUGUACCAUAUGCCGUACCUUAUGCACCAGGGUUCGUGCCUUACUCGAUGCAGCACCCUGGGGCUGGCCAACAUGUCGCGGGUCACUAUCCACAGUAUGUGAAUAAUCCGACGAUGCAGAACAUGGGCCCAGGACAAGCCCCGGGCUAUGGGGCAGGCUAUUACCAUCCGGGUUACGCACCGUCUUCUCGACAUGGAUCACAAUCUGGGCCUGUACAAAUGCGGCACUCGGGUUCUCAAUCCAGACAGGGGAGUUUAUCUCAGGGAACGUCGACGGGACACACGAAGAAGGAUACAGACAAACGGGGAUUGGAUGGAGAAUACGACGUAUCGAAGACAAUUGUGGACGGCUCGAAUCCGAUGAAGUUGGCGCCAGCUUCAUCCAUCUCACCCGAUUCAGCCCUUCUCUCUCAACCCGUACAGACUACACUUAGUACCCCCCGCGGACCACCCCGAAAGCCUAAACAGUCCGGUCACGCCUUAUGGGUGGGAAACCUACCACCCGGCGCAAGCGUGGUCGACCUCAAAGACCAUUUCUCACAGGACGCAACCACCAACAUCGAAAGCGUGUUUCUAAUUUCCAAGAGUAAUUGUGCGUUUGUGAACUACAAGUCCGCCGCGGCCUGUGCGGCUGCUCUCGCUCGCUUCCACGACUCCCGUUUCCAGGGUAUCCGUCUCGUGUGUCGUCUCCGUAAGGGCUUCACAGCUCCGGGGUCAGGUUUGGGUCUCGGUGUGGCGGGUCCAGGUUCUCGGUCUCGUCCGGAGGAGACGAGAGACCCUCCUCAUCCUGGGGUUGAAGUCGGAUCGUUAUCGGAGACCCCGAGUCCUGGACAGCUGGCGGACGGGGAGGGUUCUCGUACUCUGGAUCGGUACUUUAUCGUUAAGAGUUUGACGGUGGAGGAUCUUGAGCUUAGCAAGCAGAGUGGGAUCUGGGCGACGCAGACGCACAAUGAAACUAACUUGAAUCGUGCCUUCGAGAAUACCGAUCAUGUUUACCUGAUCUUCUCAGCCAACAAGUCAGGUGAAUACUUCGGCUACGCUCGCAUGUUAUCACCCAUCAACGACGACGAGGAGCUCGCCCUGGAGAUGCCACCUCGCCCGGAGCCUCUCGCCGGCACAACCGAUGAAUUGGAGGUGACUACAACCGCAGCGACUUCCACAGCCCCUAAGGGCCGAAUCAUCGAUGACUCAGCACGCGGCACGAUCUUCUGGGAAGUUGAAUCCUCAGAAGACGAGCACGACAAUUCCAACGGCGAGAAAAGUGUCGAUGGCACUGGUGCUGGUGCCGGCCCUGGCCCUCCUAUCUCCGCCCCUGGAUCUAUCACAGUCGACGAUGAAGAGGCUCAGUCCUUUGGCAAGCCGUUUCGCAUUCAGUGGUUAUCGACCGAGCGGGUGCCAUUCCAUCGGACACGGGGACUCCGGAAUCCGUGGAAUGCUAAUCGCGAGGUGAAGAUUGCCCGCGACGGUACUGAAAUCGAGCCGACCGUUGGGCGGAAAUUGAUUGCCUUGUUCCAUCUGCCAUGA
Messenger RNA from Penicillium subrubescens, 1677 nucleotides. RefSeq names its product putative YT521-B-like splicing factor. The record is from RefSeq and is a predicted model, not a curated record. Gene Ontology annotation, biological process: regulation of alternative mRNA splicing, via spliceosome; mRNA splicing, via spliceosome. Gene Ontology annotation, molecular function: N6-methyladenosine-containing RNA reader activity; mRNA binding. The transcript is spliced from 3 exons. Lineage: Eukaryota; Fungi; Ascomycota; Eurotiomycetes; Eurotiales; Aspergillaceae. Gene Ontology annotation, cellular component: nucleoplasm. The coding region runs from base 1 to 1677 and encodes 558 amino acids.